GCUUUUACUGACUAGCAGACAACUAUAAUCGUACUGGGCGUUUUAUAAACUUAUAAAAGAGAAUUCAAUUUAUUGUUCCUUUUCAUCUUUCAAAGUUGAACAAUGACAUCGAACCUAAAGACAGAGAAACUCUCUUUGUAUUGUCCGGAGCUUUCGGAUUUGGCCGCAGUUUUAGAAAAAUCUAUGAAAGCUCAUUUUCAAAAUGUUACAGCAUCUGUUGUCGACUGUCCCAACUUGACUAACGCCCCGUUCAAUCUUAUUUCAGAAGGAUUGUGCGGAAAUGUACGUAUUGCUGAUGUUGGAGGAGUUCCUUAUCUGAUGCCAAAAGUUAUGAAAGAGCACACGUACGAAAUAAAGGAACUGUGUAAACUUGUCGAACUACAAGAUGCCUACGUGUUUGGAGCUGGCGCCGGACCUUUUCAUAAACUUGGAAUGAAUGCUGAAAUGAUUUGCGAUGUAAAAUUUAACGGCAGUGAGAAGCUUAAUACUAAACUUGGUACAUCGAUAAAUGGAAAAGUUAAAGUUCAAAAGGCCCCAUGCGCCGAAUUCGGUCUACUUGGUAAUUUAGGAUUCUGUGAUGGAAAGCCAGGAAAGGUUAUCGAACUUGUCGUUUCCAAAAGAAUUUCAGAAGAAAAUAUAAUGUCUUCUGUUCGAAAGACUCUCAAAGAAGAAUACAAAGACAAAAUUGUGGGAAUGUGCGGUACAUUUAAUGUAGAAAAAGGAAAAGUUAAAAUACACUGCAUGCCAGAUUUUUGCAAGGAGCCCAUUGAGUCAAAUGAGGACGUUAAUAAUUGGCUUGACUUUUAUGAAAUUCCAGCACCUUUUACUGCUGUAGGAUGGUUGAUUUCAGAUGAUCCGGAUAUGGAUAUUCGGGUUGAGCACUUUCAUGGGCUAGCUGAGGACACUGCCGGACAUUAUCACUAUGAUGUUACGCCGGACGAAGUUGUUUACAGAUGUUAUUUCUCUAUUCCAAAGUAUCUUUAUAGAAUUGAUAGGCCAGAGAUAACCCACACUUUCGGUAGAGAUUAA
Messenger RNA from Dimorphilus gyrociliatus, 1029 nucleotides. NCBI's taxonomy places the organism in Eukaryota, Metazoa, Annelida, Polychaeta, Dinophilidae. The record is from the annotation of a GenBank genome assembly.